This is a messenger RNA of Schistosoma margrebowiei, 3882 nucleotides long. The record is from the annotation of a GenBank genome assembly. Lineage: Eukaryota; Metazoa; Platyhelminthes; Trematoda; Strigeidida; Schistosomatidae.
AUGCAGACUGACCGUACUUUUUUGGAUCUGUUUUGGGGAUUAUCAGCUAGAGAUGAAAACCAAAGAAUAGAAGCGUCUAACAAGCUGGUAGAUUUGUUAAGUAGUAAAACGGGUGAAGUGAAAACCACUUACUUCACGUAUACAAGGCAAAGGCUUGUUAAAGGCCUAAAGUCGUUUGAUGAGUAUACGAGGUCUAGCUAUGAGCACUGUCUUAUACGUUACCUCAAAGAUUUUCCAACAGAAACCUCAACUAAAGAACUAGAGGAAUCCAUGAGUGUUCAAGUUUUCGCCUCAGAGCCGUCCACGCAAAAUGAACGUUCGUCUGUGAAAUCAGCGUACUUAUCAUGCACAAGAGUGCUUUGUGCAUCUGGAAGAAUAAAGGAGAUUGAUGAAGAGUUCGCUAAAGUAUUGCUUCAAUCUAUUAUCCUGUUGACGAAAUCCAUUCAUCAUAGAGCUGCUGCAUAUUUAGCAAUAUCGGAAAUGAGUCUUCAAGCACCUAAACAUUUAAUCGCAAAAUUGAGUUGUUUUUUAAAAGAAACAUGGCAAAACCUCAUGUCUUCAAACUCGGAUAUCACCGGAGAACUCUUGCUUGUCAUUCUGUCAUUUCAGCAUCGGUUUCAGAAACGUCUUCAAAAGCUAGAUAUUCCAGCGUUCAAAUUAUCUGAGAAACAGUAUCGUAGGAAGCUCUUAUUCGGAAUUCUUCAUUCUCACGACACCAUUGUGAUGCGGUUAAUCGAUGAAGUCUUAAAGCGCGAUAUCCUGAGCACUGUUUGGAAUUCUGUCAAAGCUACCUUAUGUUCUAAAGCCAAUAAAGCCAAAAAUACUUUCCGAUUUCUGCAAAUUGCCGUUCACAUUAUUUGUAAUGAUACGGAAAAGUUUGAUUUCGUCUUAUCUAGUGAAGUCUUUGAGGGUUUCAGCAAGCAGUUAUCAGAUUGCAAGUACAGUUAUUUCCCUCAAGUCUCCCAUUUACUAGGAGUGAUGAUGGACAAGAUUAUUGGUUCCACAAAUGUUGACGAAACUCUCCAGAAAUCUGCGGUUUCUAUGUCUCCGGACCGGCUGUUGAAAUCGAUUGCUUUAAAUUACCCACUAUUUGACUUUUUUUGCGACUCUAGCUCCCCUAAGCCAUGUCAGAUUAUUUUUGAUUCUGCACCAUCGUCACUAUCGUUAGAUACUCUUCAGGUGUAUGUUAAACAGUUAACAAGUGCUUUUAUCAAUGCUGAGGUUCAAUAUUCAAACAAAAAUGUGCGCAACAUACGUGGCUUAAAGAAUCCAAAUCAAAUCCAAUCAGUUGACUUAAAUCAUGAUGCUAUUCAAUGUUUCGUAAUUAAGCACUUGCAGAUAGUUGUAAACACAAUCCUAAAAUUCAGAUACACGGAAGGAACUGAAUUGCUCAGUCAGAUUCUGGAGUUCCUACUAACUAUUGGUAUGACUUAUUCAUUGAAGGUUGAUAACACCGCUUUGAAGACACCGAUCUCAACAAAUGUUGCUAAGUUUUGCUGGAGUGUUUUAUUCGGGAUAUUAGAUUGUAUGGUAUUGCAAGCAGUUACGAUCAACAAACACUCUGGUCAGGAGACUAUCAAGAACAUUACAAAUAUGGACAUAAUUAGACAUUGUGUAUCCCUACUUAAAAAUGCCAUCCCACAAUGUACUAGGGCUAUGUCCACACAUUCUUCUAACACAGAUAUUAGUCUUUGUCUGGAUUCGUCGAAACAAUGCCUUAAGCUUCUCCAAAAAGUGGAUUCUGAGGAUCAGUUGGAUCAGUACAUACUGUUAAUGUGCGGAGCUGUUUCUGUUUUUUCUCUCUCCAUGCCGAUCGAAGACACGUUUGAAAUCCUGAACGAUUUGGCUGAAUGCAGAAAACGGCGUCUAGAUAAUAAUAUAUUUGAAGGUCCCCACUGGUCGGAAGUGCUUACUGAUGUGAUUCUAAGUGCCCUUUCCUUUCCUGUCCACAUGUUGCGCUCUGUCACCCGUCUAACAUUUAAGAAAAUGGUUUUGGAAAAGGCAUUUAUAAGUACCAUUAAUUCAGGUGAAGAAUAUCCUUCUUGCCUAAAACUAAUUGGUGAUAUACUCAAGACACGGUCAUCCAAACAAGCUGACCGUGCAAAGCACGAUGAAGACGAAGAUGACGACUCAGAAACAGAAGAUUUAGUUCAUUUUUCGUUGUUUAAUUCGACAAAGUUAAUACAGUCUAAGGAGUUGUCUAUGCAAACCGAUGAUUUUGAAAACGAAACCGUCUCAGUUGAAAAUGAAGAAAAAAUUGCUAAUCAAGAAAGAAACUCACAAGAUACCUCAGAUGAUUCAGACUCUGAUGCAGUUGAAGAAGAGAUUGAUAUUGAUGAAGAUGAACUUAAUCAAAUUAAAAAUAGUGUACGUGAUGCACUUGGUCCAGCUGCAUUAGAUAGUGAAAAUAACGAUAACGAUUGCCGGGACUUCACAGAUGCUGAGAUGUUUGAACGUGAUGAAGCUUUGGCAGCUGCAUUUCGUAUUCAUAUGCGUAAGCCUCAACGAAUAGUUGCUGAUCAAGCUCGUUCAGUUGGUGAAUUGAAAAUGAAAUGUUUCGAUUUGAUUGAAUGUAUUCUACAGUAUAGUUCUGAGCCUCAACUUGUUUUGCCUGCUCUUGAUCUUGUGCUUGAUAUUGGCAAAGGAUCCAUUGAAUAUGAAACAGCCAAAUCACGAAAUGAUUUAAGCUCAAAUAGAAAAAUCAACCAGAAACAAAAGAGAAAAACAAGUUUUAUUGCUAAAUAUGGUGACAUACCUCCACUGUCAAGUAUAAUACUUGUUGUGAGAAAAUGGCGUUUCAGGUCGCAAAAAACUCAGUCCGAAUUUAUAGAAUCUCUCAAGAACCUUGAUCAACAUGUUUAUUUGAAAAAAAUUAUGCAAUCUCUUAUAGAUGCAGCCAAAACAACGGAUAGAACUCAACUGUUUACAGAAUUGUUAUCCAACAUUAUAGAAUUUAUUUAUCGAAGUAUGAAACCGUUGAAAGCAGAAUUUCCCGAUUUGGAAUCACCAUUGUCUAAUUAUUUAUUAGAACAACUCCAUGAAGUUUUAAGUAAUACUAACCAUCAAUCUACACUAUUCCUUAAUCUUCUAAGUCACUGCCAAACAUUUGCACACAAGGCCUCAAAAUUGCUUGUCGAAACUACUGUGAAAGCAUGCGAAAAAAUAAUCGAUAGUUUAGAUGAUAUUCGCGAGGUUAAAAUUAAUGGUUUUGAAAGUUGUAAUCUCGUUAAUUUGUUCCAAAUAGUUACUCAUAUGUUCAAGUCAAAUAAAAAUGAGUUAAAAGCUAAGAAAAUAUCAAGGAAACUCAGUGUCAAACUAGCUGAAGUGUUGCAAACAGCAGAGAAAGCUAGCCAAUGUUCAGUGAACAACAACGUCUGGUACAAUCGUCUCAAAUUAUCUUUGGCCUUGUUCGAACUACUUAUGUGUAUUGUAAAACUUGAUGAAAAUGCUUCGUCUACGUUUCUUCAAGAUCACAUUGUUAAACUUCUAGAGAAAUUUCCAUCAACACAAAAACCUAUCAGAUCUGCAGCACGACGCUUUUUAAACUUGUUGAAAGAGAACAAUCGUAAAUCUGGCAUAUUUAAUGAAUCUGAAAGUCGACAAGAAAAAUUGCGUCUUAAAAUGGAACGCAAGAAAGAACGUCAACAAAAGCGUAAAGAAAAAGCCUUAAUGAAAAGGAAACCGGCGAAUAAAGCAACUGAACCAAAACGAAAUGAAGUCAACGCAAAAAAGAAAUCUCUUAAGAAGAACGCUAAUAAAUCUAAGUCAACGAUUAAAACAGUGCCUUCACCAAAGAACAGCCAAAAAGUGCGUGUUCUGAAACGAAAAUGUCAACCAGAUAUCAAAAAUGACAAUAAAAAGAGAAAAGUUACUGAGGAUUGA